AUGACAGGGGCGUGGCUCGGCUUUGUGACGGCAUCAGCGAGCGACCGCAGGAAGUGCAGCCAGGGCAGCAGCCACCCCAGAGGCCCUGGGCAGGAUCUGAUGCCGGUGCUGGUCCUAAGAGCCCUUCCAGCAAGUCUGAGACUGAGCUGGAGACUGCCCAGCUGCACGAGCUGGGGCGGGACAGAGUCCAGGGGCGUUUCCCAUCUAGCUGGGGCUAUGAGGCUGGUCCAGUUUCAAACCGGCUCGGAUGGGCCCAGGAUUGGGCUGGAGGAGAAAGAUGGAGGCAACGUGAUUGAUUUAAAUGCUUUCGACCCCUCCCUUCCCAAGAGGAUGAGAGAGUUCCUGGAGGUAGGGGACGCAGCACUGGCCGUAGCGAGAAGGGCUCAGGAGUCUGGCCAGCACAUCCUGCCACGUGAUCAGGUGACCCUCCUGGCCCCCAUAACCAACCCGGGGAAGGUGAUCUGCGUGGGGCUGAACUACGCAGACCACUGCCGGGAGCAGAACAUAAACAUCCCCGAGGAGCCCAUCAUCUUCAGCAAGUUUACCAGCUCCAUCAUCGGCCCCUACGACGAGAUCAUCCACCCAGCCGAGAGCCAAGAAGUCGACUGGGAGGUGGAGCUGGCAUUUGUCAUCGGGAAGAAAGGGAAGCACAUCAAGGAGUCAGCCGCGAUGGAUCACAUUGUGGGAUUCAUGGUUGCCCAUGACGUCACCGCCAGGGACUGGCAGAUGAAGAGGAAUGGGAAGCAGUGGAUCCUGGGGAAAUCCUUUGACACCUUCUGCCCCUUGGGCCCUGCCAUUGUCACCAAGGACUGUGUGUCAGACCCUCACAAGCUGGGAAUCCGCUGCAAAGUGAACGGGGAGCUCGUCCAGGACAGUAACACCAACCAGAUGAUCUUCAAAACGCAGGCGCUGGUCGCGUGGGUCUCCCGGUUCAUCACGCUGUACCCAGGAGACGUCUUCCUCACCGGGACCCCCCCAGGCACCGGAGUUUUCCGGAAGCCCCCUGUGUUCCUGAAGAGAGGAGAUGUGGUGCAGUGUGAAAUUGACCAGCUAGGAGCCCUCCGAAACAAGGUCGUUUGAGGAUGCCCCACCAGCGCGGUCCCCAGGGCACAGGAGCUGAUCAUGGACACUGGCAAGUGCAGCACUUUAAUGGCCUUCGGCUAAUCGUGCCACUCAACGGUGUGUGGAUUUUGCAAUAAAGCUCUCGCUGAAGGGCCAGCCCUGGUAGCU
Molecule: messenger RNA, 1230 nt
Organism: Terrapene triunguis (Three-toed box turtle)
Lineage: Eukaryota; Metazoa; Chordata; Testudines; Emydidae
Gene: FAHD2A
Product: fumarylacetoacetate hydrolase domain containing 2A
Exons: 8
Coding region: 1-1080 (359 amino acids)
Molecular function (GO): hydro-lyase activity
Source: RefSeq, a predicted model, not a curated record